Molecule: messenger RNA, 6165 nt
Organism: Xenopus tropicalis (tropical clawed frog)
Lineage: Eukaryota; Metazoa; Chordata; Amphibia; Anura; Pipidae
Product: signal-regulatory protein beta-1-like
Exons: 7
Coding region: 4847-5695 (282 amino acids)
Source: RefSeq, a predicted model, not a curated record
AGAAGCUCUAUUAACUGAUGGGUUUUGACAUGUUUUCCUAUGAGAGUAUUCCUUUAACUUUCCUUCUUUAAUAACCCCUCUACUGGGUACCCAUGGGAUAUUGUACAGCAGAUUUAUGCUUUAAUGAAAAUAAAAAAGGAGUUUGGUUGGGGGGUGGCCCUUCCAAGAGGAGAGGAAGGAAACAUCAGAUAGUUGUGCAGCACACAUGGAAGGAGCCUCUGACAGAAAUAGAUCUGACCUAGAAACAUUAUUUCCUGCCCUCCCCUCUAUCGAGGUGCUUAUGUUGCGCAAGGCCAGCGACCGCUUAUAAUUUCCAAACCGAUGAAAAAUUUAUUUGUGUUGAUAAAAUUGCGUAUGAAGCAAGUGCCCAUAAGUGGGUCAUUUUGAUAGAGCUUGCCAAAAUGUGUUCAGAUAUACACACAAGGCCAGUCAUGGCUGGUUUAUGUAGAUCAACUGGACCCAUUUUGUGGUUCAUUUCCUCCCCGUAACAAUAACUGACAUGAAAAUGUAAUGGUGGCAUACGCCCUUUUAUAUUCACCUAUUUGCUUUUAAGCUGCCCACCCAUUCAUUGCAUUGGACCCAUAGUUUCAGAACCAAUGCUGUUGGGUCAGUGAAACUGAAGAGUUGCCCGUUGGCUAGUUGCCCAGGAAAAGAGAGAAGAGUGUAGUCAAUCGUAGCCAAAGUUUGGUGUUUGGAAAGGGCAUGGCAGUGAGGUUGAGGAUGGAAGAAGGAAGAAGAGAAUCCAUAAAUGGGAGAAUAGAAUGCAUAGGGCAGUCAAAGGAAAGGUGGUCUCAGUAACUAGGGCAAGUUCAGAACCAGAAACAGUAGGAAGAACUUCAAAUACAUGAGAUUUAAGAGAAGCCCAUUGCAAAGUUCUUGGGGAUUUAGUUGCCAAUGGCCCAUCCUCCCCCAAAACCACCCCAAUUUGCCUUGAUCUUACCUUAUCUCUUCCAAGAUGCACUCCCAUUACCCUUCCUUCAGCAGGUGCAAUAUUAUAGUUCCAUCUAUUUAUGCCAUUAUUCCACCCCAUUUACACCAUCGCCAUGACCACUUUUGUGCCCUCCCCCAUCUGCUGGUAAUAUUCUCUAGAAAGGUGGCAACCCUACGGGGGGAAGAGAUUGCUGGGGGCGGUGGAAGAGGCCACCUGGAAUAGAGGGGUGCAUGGGGAGAUGUGCAGAAGACGAUGGGUUGAGUGAAUGAAACCAUGAUACAGUAUGAGGGCAGUAGUAAGGCUAUAUGAUCUUGUAAUAAACAAUUCAGAAGCUCAGAGCCUGCUGCCCGUCAAGACUAGAUUUAAUAAAUGUAUUUAAGCUAAUGGGUAGAUAUAUCUAUAAAGCAGACCUUGUAAACACACAAGGCUUAGUACUGAGAUGAAGAUUACAUGCCCUUUACCAUUACCCAUUGUUCUAUUUGAUCUUCUCUCAUGGUAUAAUUGAAUCAGUAAAGACAAAAUCUACCCUAGUUAUGAAUAACCAAUUUGAUUUACACAUAAGGGCACAUUUAUCAUAAAUCACAUGGUCAUGUUUUUCUGUCUUGCAAGACUAGGAAGCUAAGACUUGAGUAGGCAAAUAAGGAUUACAUUUGAUUGGAGAAAUUAUAUUUGAACGUCUGCAGUAAAUUUGCGGACACAUUGCAUCUCAAAAGAAUCUUAAUGUUCAAGUAUCAAGGGAAAAUUUUUUUUUAUCCCAUUUUUAUUUAAAAAUAGAACUUUCUGUAUAUUGUAACUGGGCUGGUAUAAAGGCUGCUCUGAGAUACUGCAAUAACCAAGCUGCCCUAUUCUGGUAGAUCAUGAAGUCAGAGCCUGAGUGGCACCUGCCUUUGGACUUGUAGGGCAAUAUAUAAAUGGCAUGUAUCAAUAUGUCCCUUAUGCAUCUGCUACCAAAGUCCAUUCAUUAGUACAUGCAAAAGCCCAUCGUAUUGACCCAAGUACUGGGAAUGUGUUUCACAAACUGAGUAUUUUCCUAUGCAAAACAUAAAGAGACUAUAGAUAGAACCUCUAGUUUCCUAAAGAGAUACUAAAAGAACAUACAUAUUUGUUCUCAUGGAGGUAAAUAUGUCAUCGUAGCACAAACAACCACUGACCCGCAGAGUCAGCAAAAAUUUGCCCUUCUUUCACAGCCUAUAUGUGAUACACGUCCCAGUACCCAAACCCAAAGCCCUAUUUCAUCAUCACGCACCCACCACAGCAAUAACCAGCUUUAAUAGCUGCUUGCACGAUUAUACAAAGUCAAUGUACUGAGAUGGGGGGAGGGUAAAAUGUACGAUUCCCAUGUUUUCUAAAUACAAUCCCAUGGCAAGUUUAGGAUACUGUAUGCAGUGAACCCCCAUUUCCCAGUUUCCAAGGGAAAACAUACAACCUGGGAAAGAAAAUCCACAGUGGGGGUUCUUCAUAAACAUUGGGAAUACUUGCCCCUGGGCAGUAACCCCAUGGCAACCAAUCAGAUAUCUGCUUCUGUUGCUCUGGCUGAAAAAAAAUUAAUCACUGGGUGUUAUGGGUUACUGCUAUUUGCCCAAUGUUUAUAACUGAGCCCCACUUUGCCUGUGUGGGACUGGCAAAAACAGAGCAGUAGAGGCAUAAUACAGAGAAGGCAAUGGCCAGACUGGAACAGGGUCAAAAGAGUACCCAGGACCAGGGUCAGACUGUAGUGUGCAAGGCCCCCACAUCCCCUUAGCUCAGUGGUUCUCAACCUUCCUAAUGCCCCAACUCUUUAAUACAGUUCCUGAUGUUGUGGUGACCCCCAACCAUAAAAUUAUCCCUAAGGCCAUUUCAAAUGUUUUUUCCGAUGGUCUUAGGUGACCCCUGUGAAAGGGUCGUUCAAUCCCCAAAGGGGUCCCGACCCACAGGUUGAGAACCUUUGAUGGGAUAGGGGAGGGCAUUGGAGAUCACAGGUGGGGAUUGGAUCUGGGUUUUUUCCCAGUCCAACCCAUGACUUGUUUGAAUGUUACCAGAUGUUGUUUGAUUUACAAGAGAAAUGGCACAAUAAUAUCAUUCUGCUGCCCACAUCAUCCAUGUCCAGACUAUGAAAUCAAGUUGCACUUGGCGGUGAUGGACAUACCCCAUGCUAUAGGAAAGUACCUGUGGUGGUGCAACAUUGCUGCCAUAUCUCAUUAAGGCUGUAGGAUUCAGACUCCUUAGGUUGGGUUGCAGUCUAACAUUGACCAACUAUAGUCUACAAAUCUUAUAUUGGAUUGGAGAUUUUUUCAGUUCAAGCCCUCAUUUUGGAUUUCCGCCUUUGUAAAUAGGUCACAAAUACCAGUGUAUCAGUCAUUCACCUUUGGUUUUAAGAAUUUUUAGCGCAAUAAAUGUUUUCAUGCCCCAUCUGUCCCUAACUGCCCUUCAAGCUAGGCUUUUUGGAGUAUUAGAAGAGCAAGUAAACAUUCUCCCCAAUUAUAACCCAAACUAGCAUUCAGGCUGAGCCUCCGUGCCAGUGCUUCAGACCCCCCGGGGGCAGAGUUAUGAACCACAUUUCCCUCAAUAAGGAGAGUCCACAGUUUUUGAACUUUUCUGACACCCAGAUUCCACAUCACUGAGUAAUUUUUACAAGGUCAAAAUUAGCAAGAUCAUGAUGAAGUAGUGCCGGGGAAUUCUGUUCCAUUUCCUUCACCAAAAUUUUGGGGCAAAAAUUUAUAACAUGAUUGAAGUCAAUGGGUAUUUUUUGGUUUUUCUUUUUGCUUGAAUUUUCCCAAACUGCACAACUUCUUUAUUUUUAUUUUUGCAGUAAAACCUGGCAAAACAUUUCACCCAUCACUACUGAUAAGCUCUUAUUAUAUCAUGAAUUAGGAAUCAGUAUGUGAAUAUAGAUGGCAUUUUUGGUUUCUACAUGACAGCAAUACUUGGUACCCAUUUUUACAGAUUUGGCCCAAUGGGAAGCCCAGUUCAGCUAUAUAAGCUAUAUAAGCAGGUAAAGGGGGUGAUAUAUCAAUAUUAAAAUGAAAUUUUUUUGUCACGAUUCAAUUUUUUUUGUGCUCAGAAACUCAAAUUUCAGAUAUUUAGAAAGUGCAAAAACUCAACUUUAAAAAUUCAGUUAUGUACAGAAGUCAACUGGAGUUGUCCUAGGCAAAGUCAAGCCAUAUUUUUAGUUUGAGAUUUUUGAGUUUUCUGAAAUUUAUAAACUCCAAAAUUCAAGGUAUUCAAGUUUUUUUUUAUUUGAAUGAGUUUAUUUGAAUUAGAAAAACACUCUUGAAUUGACAAACUUGAAAACUGAUAGAUAAGCCCUUUUAAGCCUCAGGGUGCCAUUUACAAACCAUCAGAUUUGUUUUUUUAUGUUACGAUUUGGAUUUUUAUAGCUUUAUUUAUUGCUGGAUGUUUAUCGCGGCUACUUAUCCGAAUGUGACAAUUCACCAAUUCACUUGCAGAGAUCAUGUAGAACGCAAUGGCAGAUGUCCUUUCCCUGGAGAAUCCUCCUUUUGCUUUGGAACUUUGGAGGUUUCGGAUUUUUUGUGUGACAAUUCUAAAAAGUUGCAAUUUUCAUUCAAAUUUUAACAUUAAAAAAAUGAGAGAGUAUUAGUUAGUCUGCUCCUCAGUAUGUCAGGAAGAGGCUAUCACAACUGUGCUACAAUAACAUGGCCAUGGGGUUUUCCGCUGCCCAAAGGUGCUAAUCAGCAGUUUUUGAUGCUCUAGCACAGUUGAAAUAAAGAAAAGAAAGUGUUAUUUAGCUGCUAUGUGUUACUGGAGGGGCGGAAACCUUUGCUCUCGUUGCAACUCUCACAGUAAUUACGUAAAAUAAAUUGUGAUAUAAAAGAGAAACCACAGGUAGAAGCACUGACUAUAGACAGAGCCCUAAUAGCUCCACCUUUUGUCGGGGCUUCAACAUAUACAGAGAAGCCUCUGCUUCCAGUACUGACAAUGAUGUGGACUCUCAGCCUACUUCUACUGGGGGGAUUUCUGCCCCAAGCAUUUAUGGAGCCUCAUGCACCAGGACAAACAUCUGAUGCAGAUUUACAUGUCUUACAAUCACCCCCAUCCCUUGUGCUGACUAAGGGGGACCAAGCUACUCUGCACUGCUCCUUCCCAGCUGGAGACCCUAAUGGAAAAGGCGCAGUGUCCUGGCACAGGGUCAGUUUGGAGGAAGACACAAGCUCCAGCCGAACUCUCUCUUUCGGAGGACGCUUUUCCUUGGCUUAUCCUAAGACUUCGCUGGGUAAAGGGAAUGGAUCCUUAGUCAUCAGUAACAUAAGCUGGAAAGAUGCUGGUACCUAUUUCUGCAAGGUCUGGUUAUGGGGAAAGGAAGAGAAACAAGGCAAUGGAACCCGGCUCGUUGUUUAUGGUCACCCAAACCAGCCAGAGAUUUACCUUCAGGUCCAUGGACAGAAAGAAGGAACAAUAACAUUGGCAUGUAGAACCUUUGGUUUUUACCCAGCUCCAGUUAACUUUAGUUGGCAUGGUUCAGAUGUAUCAUUAACAGCCCUUGGACCAGCGGAACUAUGGGAAUCUGAAGCUGGAGGCUUUCAGUCCAUCCAUUAUGUGGCCAUGCCAUUUAGCUCCACAUGGGAUAUCAAGACCAUCACUUGCUCUGUCAGACAUGUCUCCCUGGUGGAGCCGCUGAGCAGUAACUACACCUACGAUCCUGGGGAACGCGGGCUGUCGGGGAACCAGCUUAUGAAAUAUCUCAAUAUUAUUAAAAUUAGCCUUGUUUUGGGCCUGCUAAUGAGCAUGAUACCAACAGUUGGGAGGAAAUGUAGAAAAAUGAAAUAGAUGAACAUUUUGAUAGCACCUUAAAUGAACCAUGGGAUUGUAUCUUCUCUACUAUGUGUGACCACCGACCCAGCAGAAGUUCCUGAUCUAUUGUACAGAACUUGGAUACUUGGACAUAAAGGGAUAUCUUCCCUAGAAGAGUGUUUGCCAUUCAUUCAACUUUCCCACUUACAAUUAAAUGCAACACUGAUUAUGGACUUGACAUUCAACUUUAAAUUCAUAAGCCACAUCAAUAAUGGGAGUGUUAUCCCUCCCCCCAUUGCUUUGUUUCUUUAGUGGGGGCUGCCAUACUUGUUACUUAUUGUAGCAACCAGUUGAAUGCCAUCAUUUCACUAGUAAGAGUUGGAUAUUGUUAAUAAAAACAGCAAGAAAGGCAACAUACAGAUCUGAGAGAUCUCAAAUAAAAAGUGAUUUUAGGAGGAAUUUUGGCUUUGUUUUUUGCUCAGAUUAAUAAAAAAAAAUUCUGAUUA